AUGGAUUCUUCUUCACAAGUUGAAUGGAGCUGUCCUCAACGUGAAGUUACUAUAAAUGAACGUCAUAGAUAUUGCACCAAUUGUGAAACAAUGUUGGCCUGGACGUGUCCUGAGUCUGAAAAAUCUGGUUUGUACUCUAACUAUUUUCGGCAUCGUCAACGACGUAAUUAUUGUGCACCAAAACUUGAACAAGAAAAACAACAGUUAAAGGGAGACAGGCAAAAUGAGAGAAUGCAAGACUUUCAAAUGCUGUAUAAUGAGCAGCGUCCGUGGUUUGAGUGGAGUCUUAGUAAUAACUCCUGUAUACAACAUACAGGACAUGACAUCGAACAAGUACGACAGUUAUAUAAUUUAUGUGAACAAUCACUAAUAGAAUAUUGUGCAAAUAGAAAACAACGAACAACAAGUACAAAUAUUCCAUAUUUGUCUCCUAUAAAUCUACUUUCUGUCACGUUAUGGUAUUUGAAGCAUUAUCAUUCUGAACGGUAUAUAGCAACUGAGUUGAGUUUUGGUCAAAAAACGGUGAAUUAUUUUUUAUCGGCAGUAAUAGAUAUUUUAUAUUCCUGUAUUUGUCCAAAACUGGUUGUAUUACCUGAUAAUAUGGAUGAUGAAACUACAAUUCAUGGACCUGAACAGUAUCACAAGUUAAUAGUUGAUUCGACUUUUAUUGCAAUUGAACAACCUGAAGAUUCUGAACAACGUAAAGCAUAUUAUCAUGAAAAAGUCCGACAAACUAUGCAUUCAAAAGAAUCAGGUUUAUUAGAACAUACAGGAGAAGACGUGCAAAUUAUUGCUGAUAAAAGAUAUAUUGGUGAACAGUAUGUUAUUACUCUAAAGAAAAAAUCUCGUACUGGUGAAUUAACAGCUGAAGAUAAAGAUUUCAAUCGAUCUAUUAGUAGCUAUCAAAAUUGGUAUAAUUUUCUGGUUUCAUACGAUGAUGCUCAAGUGACAAUUAUAUCUCGUCCGGUUGCCAAUGCUAUAUUAGAUACACAAACAGUAGGGCCUCUCGAUUACGAAACAAAUCCAGAUCAAAUGAGAAUUAUUUUUGGCUUAAAUUCAAAUCAAGUUCAUGGAUACAAAUAUCGAUUGACUAUAAUAUUUCUUGAAUUGACUGAAGACAAUUUUAAUUUUGCUCAUUUCUUUUGGUAUAAUGCUAUACAAAAAAUUAAUAUACGUGAUUUAACGCAAUCUGAAAUAGCAUAUUGGGGACAACGACAUAAACGAAGAGUGAUGGUCGGUUCAGAAGUAAAUACUUUUCUACAAUGGUUUGUUCUUAAACGACCAUGUAUACCAGUUCAAAUUUUAUCAACAAAUGGUAUAAAUGAAAGUCGAUGUCUCAAAAGUAUUCAGGUUUAUAGCAAUCGAUUAUGCCUAUGGAUUGGCCAUUAUUUACCUAUAUUUGAAUGCAUGUUGAAUGCAGAAGCUAUAAGUGAUGAAUGGCUAAAGUUCUUUAGAUUUAAAACAGAAUUAUCAAUUGAUGAUUACAUCUAUAUUGUUUAUCAAAUUUAUGUUCGAAAUCCGACGGGAAUCGAUUUCGAAGAUGAUAUGCGUAUUCAAAAUAUCUAUACUAAUCUUUUACAACUACUCUCCAAUACAAAUAUUAAUCAACAUCAAUUAUAUCGUGAAAAAUGUCAAUUGACGAAUAUAUGUUUAUUAAGUGAGUGUAAUAGUCUUUUUAUGCCGUCUGAAGAACUUAACUUCUGGUCGAUUGAUACUUUUCAAUCACCAUUUGAAUUGCAUAUAUUAAAGUUAAAUGUGAAUAAUCGUCAACAUAGAAAUUUAUCUCAUCUAUUACACCCAUUGAUUUGCUUGGCACAAAAUCCAUCUUGGACUGGAUACAUCUAUCAUUAUACACAUUUAGAAAAUGCUGUUUUAAUUUUAAGUGAUCAAACAUUAAAAUCUGGUCAUUUUUGUCAACUGAACAAUUUUAAAGAUUCAUCAGCUUAUGAUUUCAUGUCAGAAACAGAUGAUCAAGUUAAUCAUUAUGUGCGUUUUUAUUUUCGUACAGGUACAUCGACACAACUCAAUAAUGAAAAUCUUGGAUCUAAUAAAAGCAAAAAACGUAAUAAUUAUACACCAAUGUGUCCAGCAUCAGCAUUCUUUUGUAUAAAUCUACAAGCCAUACUCAACAUACCAAAUUUGAAAUGGAAAGUAAGCAUAAGUGAUAUGUCCGGUGAACGUACAGAAUAUGAUUGUACGAUGGAUAUUAUCAAACGAUUUGAUUUCUGUGGUUUAUUUAAAGAUUCAGAAAAUAAACGUUGUAAACAACUUGAAUUUUUAAUUCAAAAUCAACUUGAUUUUCGACUUUUACCAAAUGAUACUAUUAAUCUGGUUUUUCAAGAUUCUGAUGCUAAACAAAGUUUAGAAUCUAUAUUAUCUACGCAAAUCUAUAAUACUGAAACGAAAAGAAAUUAUUUUUUUGGAAAAAAUAAUCGUAUAUUUAUUAAUCAUGAUUCUCAACAAGAUCAUAUUUCUGUUAUGAUUGAUCGUGAAACACAUCAUAAAAGUGAAAUAUUUAUUGUUCAAAUUAAAUCACAUGACAAUGAACAAAGAAUUGAUUUAGCAUGUAAAGAUAAUAUUGAUACUGUAUUUCAUUAUGAUCGUAUAACAACAGUUUAUGGAAAAGAAAAACGACUUAAUUUGUUUGUUGGUAAACAACCUUAUGCAGUUUAUUAUAAAUAUGAAAAACGAUUGUGA
Rotaria sordida is the source of this 2697-nucleotide messenger RNA. The record is from the annotation of a GenBank genome assembly. Lineage: Eukaryota; Metazoa; Rotifera; Eurotatoria; Philodinida; Philodinidae.